UAGUCUGUGGGCACUUCUAUAUGUCUUUUCUAGAUUUUCAAAACAUUUCAGAUUAGAUAUUUGCUAUUGCUAGAGAUCGUCACGUAUUUUUUUAAUGGAAAAUGGCUAAUGAAGUAGAAUUAGCCCAAUCCGCUCUUCCUGGCGGCGAUACUAUCUUUGGCAAGAUAUUAAGAAAAGAAAUACCUGCUAAAUUUGUCUACGAAGAUGAUCAAUGUGUAGCAUUCCAUGAUGUGAAUCCUCAAGCACCCACUCACAUCUUGGUGAUUCCUAGAAAACCAAUAUCUCAGCUUUCCAAAGCUUCUGAUGAAGAUGAGCAACUUCUGGGACAUCUAAUGAUUGCUGCCCGAAAAAUUGCUGCUCAGGAAGGACUUGAUGAAAGCGGUUUCCGGCUUGUUAUCAAUGAUGGGAAGAAUGGUGCACAGAGUGUUUACCAUCUCCAUCUUCAUAUCUUGGGGGGAAGACAAAUGCGCUGGCCUCCUGGUUAAGUGGAAUAAUUAAAAAUUGAUAUAUAUAAAACUGUUAAAACAGUUUUUUUUUAAUUUCA
Messenger RNA from Papilio polytes (common Mormon), 544 nucleotides. It is a transcript of the gene HINT1, whose product is annotated as histidine triad nucleotide-binding protein 1. Gene Ontology annotation, molecular function: hydrolase activity. Gene Ontology annotation, biological process: purine ribonucleotide catabolic process. Bases 102 to 485 code for a protein of 127 amino acids. Lineage: Eukaryota; Metazoa; Arthropoda; Insecta; Lepidoptera; Papilionidae. The transcript has 3 exons. The record is from RefSeq and is a predicted model, not a curated record. Gene Ontology annotation, cellular component: nucleus; cytoplasm.